AAAUCACAUCGGAACGUACCCGCUUAUAUGACAUUUUAGAUUUGUGUCCGCUGUACACGGUUUUCAAUUAAAAAAAUUAUUUUACAAUAACCUUUUAGUAAAUAUACAUUUAUCACGGUUUUUUAAGAUGUCGAAUAACGUAGAGAAUUUAUCGCCCCAAAUAAUCCGACAAGUCGUUCGUGAGAUGCAGGAUCUAGUCAGUAAUCCACCUGAAGGUAUUAAAGUUCAAAUAAACGAUGAGGAUGUUACCGAUAUUCAAGGGUUCAUUGAGGGGCCUGCAGGUACACCAUAUGCUGGAGGAGUUUUCAAAGUAAAAUUAACUCUUGGCAAGGAAUUCCCUCAAUCACCACCGAAAGCUUACUUUAUAACAAAGAUUUUCCAUCCAAAUGUUGCAUCAAAUGGUGAAAUUUGUGUUAAUACACUCAAAAAAGACUGGAAACCAGAUCUCGGAAUCAAACACAUUUUAUUAACUAUAAAGUGUUUACUUAUUGUGCCUAACGCAGAAUCCGCAUUAAAUGAGGAGGCAGGUAAAUUAUUAUUAGAACAAUAUGAUGAUUAUUUUCAAAGAGCAAAGAUGAUGACGGAAAUUCAUGCACAGACACAAAAAGCAUGUAAAACAGGAAGCGGUGAUGGCCCCUUGGCCAAAAAACAUGCGGGUGAUAAAAAAUUAACAGCGGAAAAGAAAAAAAUUUUAAAAGAUAAAAAGCGGACGCUAAAACGCUUAUGAAAAUGAACAAAAUCAUCAAAAGGAGAAAAUUUUAAUCUUAAAGAAAAAUACCUACCUUCAAUACAUUUCAAUUCAAAUCCAUUAAAAAAAGUAAUCAGUAGUUUCUGCACAAAAAAAAUAUUUCCUCAUUACAAUGUGUCUCUAAAUAAACCUACUUUUAAAAAGUUUCUUUGUUCCUUGACCAUGUGUUAUUUUUUUAUUAUUUUGUUUUAUGUGGCCAAGAAAACGAUAAAAUGUAGAAUGGAUUUUAAUAUUUUAAAUUGUCUAGAUCAUUACAAAUUUACACUUUCUUUUAUUGUUUAUUAAUUAUUUGAAAUUUACCGAUAGUAUAGUGUGCAAUUUGAAAAAGACGAGAAUGUUGUUUAUGUAAUAAAUGAAUUCAUUUUAAAUUCGUCGGAAUGGAAUAAUUUAUUGUGUUAGAAUUUAAGAAAGUGUGUAUGUGUGCGAAGAUUUAUUAAAAAUAAAGUGUAUCAUUAAUAAAA
This is a messenger RNA of Onthophagus taurus, 1209 nucleotides long. Its product is annotated as ubiquitin-conjugating enzyme E2 S. NCBI's taxonomy places the organism in Eukaryota, Metazoa, Arthropoda, Insecta, Coleoptera, Scarabaeidae. The record is from RefSeq and is a predicted model, not a curated record.